AUGGGAAUGUUGGCCAGAAAUGCGAGCAAACAGGCUCCACAGGGCCAAUCGACCAGGCAGGCACACAGACAAAAGAUCAAGCGCUGCGAAGGGAGCCGCGCUUUGAAGCCAGUCGAGGCCGCGGCCACACGCUCUCCCCGCCGUACGCCGCACAGACGAAGGCGCGCUCUCCCGCCAUCCGCACCGCGCAUGCGCUGCGGAAAGGGGGAGCUGCGCAUGCGCGAGCUCUGCCCCUCAGGGCGAUCAGAGCGCGGGAGGGGUGGUCGCGCCUCAGUAAGCGUCAUGGCGUGCGCCGCGGCGGGCACCGCUGGCGGGAGCUCCUUUUCGGACCGUCACGCUCGCCUCCUGCUGGCUCAGAUCAACCGGCUGCGCGUCGGGCAGAGCUUUUGCGAUGUGCAGCUGGAGGUGGGCCGCGAGACGUUCUCCGUGCACCGCCUGGUGCUGGCGGCCAGCAGCCCGUACUUCGCGGCGCUCUUCGCGGGCGGCAUGAAGGAAUCGGGGCGGGACGUGGUGCGGAUCGCGGGCGUCGAGGCGGGCAUCUUCCACACGCUACUGGACUUCAUCUACACGGGCGUGGUGAGCAUCGGCGAGCACAACGUGCAGGAGCUGAUCGUCGCCGCGGACAUGUUGCAGCUCAGCGAGGUGGUGGAGCUGUGCUGCGAGUUCCUGAAGGGCCAGAUCGACCCACUGAACUGCAUCGGCUUCUUCCAGUUCUCCGAGCAGAUCGCCUGCCACGACCUGCUGGAGUUCACAGAGAGCUACAUCCACGCGCACUUCCUGGAGGUGCAGGCUGGGGAGGAGUUCCUGGCGCUGAGCAAGGAGCAGCUGGUGAAGAUCUUGCGGAGCGAGGACCUGAGCAUCGAGGACGAGUACCAGGUGUUCCUGGCUGCCAUGCAAUGGAUUUUGAAGGAUCUGGGAAAAAGAAGGAAGUACGUGGUGGAAGUGCUGGAGCCUGUGCGAUUCCCUCUGUUGCCAGCACAAAGGCUCUUAAAGUACAUAGAAGGUAUUUCAGAUUUCAGCCUUCGGGUGGCCCUGCAAACUCUGCUGAAAGAAUACUGCGAAGUCUGUAAAUCUCCUAAAGAAAACAAGGUCAGCAGUUUUCUGCAAGCUUCUAAAGGUCGUCCACGGAGGAAAGCCAGGAAAUACCUUUAUGCAGUAGGAGGCUACACCCGACUGCAAGGAGGACGUUGGAGUGACAGCAGAGCCCUCAGCUGCGUGGAGCGAUUUGACACUUUCAGUCACUACUGGACUACGGUGUCUUCCCUCCACCAGGCCCGUAGUGGGCUGGGUGUGGCUGUUGUUGGAGGAAUGGUCUAUGCCAUUGGAGGUGAGAAGGACUCAAUGAUUUUUGACUGUACUGAAUGUUACGAUCCUGUCAGUAAGCAGUGGACAAUUGUGGCUUCCAUGAACCAUCCUCGCUGUGGACUGGGAGUGUGCGCAUGCUAUGGUGCUAUCUAUGCUUUAGGAGGUUGGGUUGGAGCAGAGAUUGGCAACACAAUCGAAAGAUUUGAUCCUGAAGAAAAUAGUUGGGAUGUGGUGGGAAGCAUGGCUGUGCCCCGUUAUUACUUCGGAUGUUGUGAAAUACAAGGUCUAAUUUAUGUUGUUGGUGGUAUCAGCCAUGAGGGAGUAGAGCUGCGUUCUGUUGAAGUCUACGACCCGAUAUCUAAACGUUGGUCUGAGCUUCCUCCCAUGGGCACCCGAAGAGCAUAUCUUGGUGUAGCUGCUCUCAACGAUUGUAUCUAUGCUGUUGGAGGCUGGAAUGAAUCUCAAGAUGCGCUUGCUACUGUAGAAAGAUACUCCUUUGAAGAGGAAAAGUGGGUUGAAGUUGCACCAAUGAAGAUGCCAAGAGCUGGUGUCUGUGUUGUGACUGUGAAUGGAUUUCUUUAUGCCUCGGGAGGCCGUGCUCCCAGUCAUGACUUUGCUGCUCCGGUAACCUCUGACUCUGUUGAAGUUUAUAACCCUCACAUGGACAGUUGGACUGAAAUUGCCAACAUGAUCACCAGCCGCUGUGAAGGAGGUGUAGCUGUGCUGUAAAAUGCAAGGAAGAAAACUCAUCCAAGGAAUGAGUGAGCAUCUGCCUUCUCAGGUUUCUGGUUUCAUUGGCCAGAAACCUCUUCUGUCAGCACAACCUUCAGUAGAAACAGGGGGUUAGAUCAGAGGGCUUUUCCUAAGCAAAAGGAAAUAUUAAAACUCUUGCCCUUCAAAGUAAACAGGCUUAUCCCAGAGUAGGAAUGCCUCUUAUGACUGGAUUAAGAUUUAUUAAAUGGCAAAUUUGCCCCGUACAAAUCUGAAGAAAUCAUUCCAGCACACUGGAGACAUUAGAUCUCAGACGUGUCAGUCAGUAUCUUUAGCUGGCCUUAGGAAGAAGGCUGCUAUGGAUGGCUAGGAGUUCCCUGCUGAUAAAAGCAGGCUGGCUACUUGACUAGCAUUAGUUGUCCUUUGCUGAUAGAAAACAAGAAAAAGAAGAGAUGGGAGAGACUUGGUACCUCCACUUAGGACCGAGAUGCGUUUGAGCGUCUCUGCUGCUGCAUGGCGUGGGCACUAAAUAUUAAUUAGAUGUUUACUUUCCUGCCACCCCCAGCUUUGAUGGUAAGUGGCUGAGGACUUCCUAUUAUGGAAAGCUAUUCUUGCAGUUCUAGUAAUGUCAUUCCACUUCAGCACAGGCUUUUUUUACUCAGUGGAGUCAGCGAUGGCAAUAGAGCUCCUUUUCUGUAUAAACUGAUUAUUUUAAAUGGAAAUGGCAUUAGUUAGAUGAGUUAUUUUUGCAGUUAGGAUGGCUCUUAGACUAAAAACCUAAGGAAAACCUUUUGCCCAUUUUUUCCUUUUCUUUUGUUAACUGUUUUAUGCUGUGUGACACGUGAUUUGGCAUCUGAAUACAUCCUCUUAUACAAGGUUCACACGUUCAUCCUUGCUGCUGCUUAUACCUUCCCUCUUCCAAAUUAGUGUGGAUAGAGCCUUUUGUAGUGGAAAUAACUGUGUUCAGCAUUGAGGUGAUGCUAUUAGUGUGUCUUUUCUUAAGGAAUUCAUAUUUAACUUGGAUACACUUUUAGAAUACUUGCCAGGAGUUUGGAGUUAUUUCUAGCUUCAUCAAAUUAACGUACUUGAAGUUGCUUUUUGCACACUGCAACUGCAUUGUCUGCACAGCUACGGAUGACUCGGAUAGGAGACUGAAAUAAAGCUGCUUGAACUUGAGAAACAGUGCUAUCCUAGAACAUCAAAUCACAACUGGAAUGUCAGAGAACAGAAAGUCUACAUUAUGGAGACAAGGGGGCACUCGUGCUAAGUCAACAUCUCUUUCAUACAGCUAACUAAUUAACAUAUGAGUAAAAGCCCCCAGAGUCAGUGUUGCAGAUACAUAAAGAAUCCAGAUUUUGCAUUCUAACACAGGGCUGAGAUUGCCAGGUUAAAAUGUGCUAGAUGAUGGAGCAUUUGUUUUCUCUGAUCACUCAAUCAUUGUAUAUGUUUUUACUUCAAAAAUUAUUUCUUAAUUAUGUCUAUUUGUCUUUUUUCAAGUUUGAACUUGUUUUAAGCAGUUUUUGUAAUAAAAUACACUUUCAUAACUGAA
Meleagris gallopavo (turkey) is the source of this 3565-nucleotide messenger RNA. RefSeq names its product intracisternal A particle-promoted polypeptide (gene IPP). The record is from RefSeq and is a predicted model, not a curated record. Gene Ontology annotation, molecular function: actin binding. Lineage: Eukaryota; Metazoa; Chordata; Aves; Galliformes; Phasianidae.